GAACUCCAUUAAGUUUCCUUUUACUUGAUCGAAUAAACCAAAAUUCAAUUAUUUCAACUACAUUAAAUGGUCUUUCAAAUUGGUCAAGACUCUCCAGUUUAUGGCCGCUUCUUUAUAGCACCAGUUGUUGCUUCAUUGAAUUUGCUUCAUUAAUAGGCUCACGAUUCAACUUUGAUCGGAUCAAGAUUAACGGAGAGAAAUGAUCUGGAGCAAACUGGAUCAAAUUUAUGGAGGGAAGAGACAGAGUGUCUCCGGUGGUUAGACUCGAAAGAACCCAACUCUGUAGUCUAUGUGAAUUUUGGGAGCAUUACGGUUAUGACAUCCUAUCAACUGAUUGAAUUUGCAUGGGGGCUUGCAAAUAGCAAUCAGACAUUUUUGUGGAUCGUCAGGCCUGAUUUGGUUGCCGGUGACGCCGCAAUUUUACCGCCGGAAUUUGUGGCAAAGACCAAAAAUAGGGGCCUGUUGGCAACUUGGUGCCCACAGGAGCAAGUUCUGAGCCACCCUGCCAUCGGAGGAUUCUUGACGCAUUGUGGGUGGAAUUCGACCCUGGAAAGUAUAUCUGCCGGGGUUCAAAUGAUUUGCUGGCCAUUUUUCGCCGAGCAACAGACCAAUUGUCGGUUCUGUUGUGCAGGGUGGGGGAUUGGUAUGGAGAUAAACAGUGAUGUUAAGAGAGAUGAAGUGGAGAGACUUGUGAGAGAAUUGAUGGAGGGGGAGAAAGGCAGAGAGACGAAGAAGAAAGCUCUGGAAUGGAGGAGGAUGGCGGAAGCAGCCACGGUGAGCCCUUCAGGGUCCUCGGCCAUGAAUCUUGGCAAAGUUAUCAACGAGGUGCUCUUGUAUCCAUGAGAUUAGGAGGCUGCAUAUCUUCAGGUUUAUUAGGCAUGUACCUUCUGGAAUUAUUUUGUCUUUUUGCUUUGAAUUGUUUUUCUUUUCUUUUCUUUUUUUUUUUAAAUGAGAAUAUAUAUAUAUAUAUAUUUUGUUUUCUGUGUGUGUAAUUUUUACUUACAUUAUUUGUUGUGUAGUAACGUGACGUUAAAUAAGGUUAUACAGAUUAU
This is a messenger RNA of Rubroshorea leprosula, 1052 nucleotides long. NCBI's taxonomy places the organism in Eukaryota, Viridiplantae, Streptophyta, Magnoliopsida, Malvales, Dipterocarpaceae. The record is from the annotation of a GenBank genome assembly.